AGGAAAAUACAACAAGUCUUUAUCAUGGCGGCGGAGUCGCUGUGAAAACGUGUAGAAGUGAGUUUCCAAACAUUCAAGGAUCUUGUCGAAAACACUUGCCUUAUUAACCUGACAGUUGCAUGCAUAUCUAAUCGGAAAUUUGGCAACUUAUGGUAUGUAUAAGAAUCCUGAGACCGUGAAAUGUCCGGGACACGACCAGAAACUGAGGCCACUACAAGUUCAGUGACGGGUGGUUCUGGCGGGGGAGGGGAGUCAACCAAGAAAGACAACUCUGUAGCUGCCUGCACAUCGGUGGCCACUAACACUGAAGAUGUAGGUGCCAGCGAGGGGGAUCAGUGGAAUCUGGAUACAUUACUCCCAGGAGAGGACAAGAACCCAUUUGUUGGUCUGUCAGAUGAACAGCUCGGUCAGCUUGAAGAUGUACUCUCCAGUGAGGAGGUGAAGAAGCUCCUACAGACUACAGACCUUGAGACCCUUGAACACAGUCUAAUAUCCAACAUGGCCGCUGAGGGGUCUAGCGCACCGGUACACAAGGGGGACACAUUAAACUCAUCUGAUGACUCACUCAAGCUGGACCUAUUUGGUGGACAGAACGUAAUUGACGAGGCCUCUGCUCAUCAGCUAAUAAGGGAUAGUGUCCGGGAACACGAACUAGCGGUAGUAGCUGCCGCCUUUAACGAUCAUGCAUAUGCUUGUCAACCACCCAAACCACAACCGUCCAUCUCAAAGGUGACUGCAGCGUAUACCUCCGACACACCCCCAGAGGCAGUUUCCCCGGCAAUCCCCAGCACCAGUGUCGUAGCUACAUCCUCCUCCCCCCCUCCUGCAGUGCAGCAUGCUGAUGUGGGGGUGGGGGCAGACUUCGACAGUGAUGUGGAGAAGAUGGAGGAUGAUAGUAUGGUAGAGGAUGAAGUGAAAGAAGUUAAGAGGGGAAGAAAGAAGAAGACAGAUGAUGCUUCCCCGCAACCAUCCAGACGUUCCAGUCGGAUCAGUGACCAUGAGCAGCGAGUGAAGGCAGAACAGAUACGCCAGGAGAACCGGCGCCUAGUGAAGGAGGUACUGGAGGGGAGACAGAAGGGGGGUACACAACCCUCAGAUCAGGGGGACACCACGCCCACAGACAUCUCGCCCAUAGACACCACACCCACAGACACCACACCCACAGACCCCAUUAAUGACGUCAGCAAGCCGAGUCCAAGUCCGAAAAAGGUUACGAACGAAGAUGAGGAUGAAGACAAGGAAGGGGAGGAGGAUUCGGUGGGAAGGGGGUCCCCUGCCGACAACCCAGCACAGAGGCGGAGGGGCAGACCACAAACACUUAGCAACAGGAUCAUCACACGUAGGUUUGGGCGCGGGGCAACCAACAAGACUGAAGAGAGUGAACAGGAAGGGGAACCAGUUCCUGUUACACCGGUUCGAGGCCGGGGCCGGGGGAGAGGGAGAGGCAGGGGCCGAGGGAGGGGAAGGGGUCGUGGCAGGGGUCAAAGUCACAAUCAGGAAGAAACCCAAGUUGAAGAGACUAAACCAGGACGGGGUAAGAAAGGUCGAGGAUCAGGCAAACCCGCAGCGGAUGUUGGGGAAGAAGACAAAGAAGAAGAAGGGGAAACACCGCGUAGAAGAGGAAGGAGGAAAGCUAAAGACAAAACGGAAGAAGUUACGGCAAAGGAAGACAACAACACCCCUGUCAGGGGCAAAAGAGGGAGGAAGAAAGCAGCCAAACAAGAGGAAGAAGAGUCUGUUGAAGAUACAGUUAGUCCGGAAGAAAGUAAAAAAGAAGAAAUUGGCGAAGAAAAAGUAAAAGUAACGAAAGGGAGGAGAGGGAGGAAGGCAGCGCUGAAGGACAGUGAGGUGCACGCUGAUGUUGAAGAAGAGGUAGAGAAGGUGGAAACUCCCAAGAAGACCAGGAAGGGGAAAGGGAAGGGAAAGAAGGAGGUAGCCAAGGCAGAGGAAGAAGUUACUCCCAAAGGAAAGAGAAAAGGAACAAAAGGUGCAGCAUCUAAAGGUGCUUCUCCUGCAAUGAAGGAAGAAGAAAAAGCUGAGGAAGCUCCAGAGACAGAAUUAGAAGAAGGGAAGGAAGAGAAACAGAAUGUUGUUGAUGAUGUUGUGAAGGAGGAAGAAGAGCAGAGUAAGGAUGAAACUGCUAAGGAGAAGAAAGAAAAGCGAGACUCCAUCAAUGAUGAUAUCAAGGAAAUAUUUGGAAGUGAUGAGGAGGACAUGCAGUCUGAUGACGACGACAAGAAGGAGGCGGAGGAAGAAGGGGAAGGGGAGAAAAAGGAGGAGAAGGCUAAGAAGAAGAAGAAAAAAAAGAGGAAGGAAUCCGAAGAGGGGGGAAAGGCUAAGAGGAAGAGGAGUCGUGAGGACAGCAAGGAUUCUGUCAAAAGAGAAAGGCGAGACAGCAAGAAGAGUGAGAAAGAUUCUGACGAAGAGGUAACUCCACAGAAAGUGAAGAAAGAUAAAAAGGACCAGAAGGGAGAAGAAGGGAAACACUCAAAGAAGAGUAGGGGAUCGAAGGAGGAAGACCUUGACAUUGAUAUGUCCGACUUUGGCCGCUACCCAUCCAAGACGCCUGACAGUGGUCACAAGGCCCAGCGACGGAAGUCACACAAGCUGUCUGAGACGGAGGCAUUCCUUGACCCAACAAUGACCGAUUUAUUCAAACCCGAUGCUCUCAUUCGCCAUGAAGGUGCUGUAAAGAAAGAAGACCUUGAAAAGAAAGAUGAACUUGAAGAUGGGUCAAAGGUCAAAGAUGUAACUGAGGUCAAAGUUGAAGAGGUUAAGGACAUUGUUACUGAAGACGGUACAGAAGAUGUUAGAAAAACUGGACCGGAAACAACACCUGUGAAAGAAGAAGCUAAACCCGAACCCACAAUUGAAGAGGUAAAGGUGGGUGAAAGUCCAGAGGUAACAAAGGUUCAAGGUGAAAGUUCAGUCGAUCCCAGCAACAGUGUGAAGACAGAAGGGUCAGGGUCAGAAGUGAAGGUCAAGCACAGACGACGUACUGACAGUGAGAAGAGUGACAAGCAGAGAGUGAAGAAGAGAGAACGGAGGAAGAAAUUGUUUGGAACAGACAUCGAUGGUGGAAGUGACAGUGAAGGUGGGAACUUGAGCUAUGAAGAUGAUGAGAAUGACUCUGACUGGGAUCCCAGCACCGACCCCAACACCCUCUACUGCAUCUGUAAGAAGCCACAUGGAAAGAGGUUCAUGAUCUGCUGUGACAUGUGUGGGGAGUGGUUCCAUGGCAGCUGUGUCGGCAUCAACAAGGAGCAGGGCAAGGAGAUGGAGAAGAAAAACGAGGAGUACAAGUGUUCAGCUUGCAUAGAAAAAUCAAAGAUAGCAGCAAAAGCAGGUGUAAAAAAGAAACCUGAUGGAAAGGUGGUGGAGUCCUCCAAGGGGGUUGGGAAGCCUGGCACCUCCACACCCAGCAAGGAUGGGGCUGACAAGAAAAAGGGACACAAGAAAAUAACGGGCGCUGCGAAGUUUGUGAAGUGUGUGCGGAUGGACUGUCGGCGCGGGGCAAGGCCGGGCUCCGUGUACUGUAGUGAUGAGUGUAUCCAGCAUCAUGCACGCGAAUCACUCCGACUACUGAGGAAGGAGAGGGAGAGGAAUGCAGGCAGGCCGGACUAUGUAAAGUCUCUGGCACGGCCAGGGCAGGAGAAGGUGGUUGUGUUGGAGCGACAUAAUGGACGCCUCCUCAUGGGGAACAAUGCUCCGACAGAACAGAACCUGGAGAUGUGGCUGUCGGAUCAUCAAACAUUUGAGGUUCUCCGCCCGGGAGUCAUGGCCAGCAAGUUCUAUGGAGCUCAGAUUGAGAGGGAGAGGAUGAAGAACCGUGAACGAGAAGAGCGGGAGAGACAGAGGCGUGAGAGAGAAAUGGAACAGAUUGAGAGAGAAAGAAGAGAGAGGGAAAGGCAGCGGAGGAAGAAAGAAAAGGAGAGAGAACAACAGAAGAGGGAAGAAGCACUGCGGAAAGUUCGCAGUGAAGGCCCUGAUCCAGUUCGCAUCAACGUGAGGAAGGCUCUCCGAGACGCUCUACAGGGCAGGGCGGAAGAUGCUGAUGACAUCAUGCUGUCCAACAGCGAAAUCAAACAGCUGGCUGUUGCUGUGGAGGAAGAACUGUUCAAGUGUUACCAGGACACCGCCGGCCACAAGUACCGCAAUAAGUACCGCACUCUCAUCUUCAACAUCCGCGACCCCAAGAACAAGGGAUUGUUCCGCAAGAUCCUGACUGGUCAGAUCAAACCCAACCGUUUGGUACACAUGUCCACGGAGGAACUUGCAUCCAAGGAACUGUCGCUGUGGAGAGAGAACGAAACCAAACAUACGUUGGAGAUGAUCAAAACUGCUGAAAAGGAAGCGCAGAAGGAGCCAGUGCAUAUCCGCAAGAAGACCCACAAGGGGGAGGUGGAGCUGAAUGAGGAUCUAAGCACACUGGUGUCGAAUGAGGUGAAGCCCGAGAAGAGCGAGAGUGACACGAAGAAGGAGACUGACGAGAAAGAACUGAGCACACCAGAGAACCCCGCCGUGGACACGACUGACCAGCACCGCAACCACUUGUUUGACCUGAACUGUAAGGUGUGCACAGGCAAGGUGCCGCCUCCUGCUGGCGAGUCGGCCGUCAAGAAGCUGAAAGUCGCCCACAAGGUGAUGGGAGAGGGUGGCAAGAAGGUGGAGAAACCGACCAACAAGCAGGAAGACCUGUCGAAUGCUGAGGAGGUGGUGAAGGAGGUGCUGAGAGCAAUUCGACAGAGUAAGACCGACGCCCCUGCCUCCUCCACAUACUCGGGGGCCAAGGAUGUGACUGUCAGGUCCCCUGACUCCGCCUUGUCCUCAGGCCUGGAGUCCAAGGCCAAGUUCAAGCCUGCCGGGCCCAGUCUGUGGAAGGGAUUGAUCUCCAAUGAAGACUUCAACAAGUUCGCCACAUCAGCCUACCGGGUGUCGGGCCCCACAGAGUCGUUGGAGUUCCCUGACCUGAUACACAUAUGUGGACGUAUUGGACCUGACCAGAUGUGGGACUACCUGGGGCGGGUUCGACAAAGUGGGUCUAGGGACAUCUGUGUGGUGAGGUUUGUGCCGGGCAGUGAUGGUGAGAAGAUGGCCUACAUCCACCUCUACUCCUAUCUGAAUGGACUGAGUCGAUGCGGCGUGGUGUCAAACGCAGCCAAGCAGGUUAAGGAUUUCUACCUGGUGCCCCUGGCCUCCCACAGCCGAAUCCCACGGGUCCUCCUGCCCUUUGAUGGGCCAGGUUUGGAAGAGAAUCGGCCCCACAUGAUCCUGGGAAUCAUCGUGGUGACUAAAGUAAAACGCCCCAUAGAUGCCCCUACGCACUUUGUUCCUUCAAAGAAGGCAAAAGUCAGCUUGAACCCUAAUGAUCCCCGGAACAGAAACUACAGACCUCCGAGUCAGAAGCCUCUCGAGAAGUCCUUUACACCUCCUCUCAAACCUGUGCCCACCUACAAACCCAUGCCCAAGAAGCUCAUCGAGCUGUCGAGGUCGUCGUCAUCGUCAUCUUCCUCCUCCCCGUCAGGUGACAUGACUCAGACAGCUGUGACACUACAGGACCCUAUUGUGAAGGCCUACGCCUCCACCAAGUCUAGUCAGAUGGAAGAGGAAGAGGAAGACAGCAUGGCUCCAUACUCACCAGGUGGAAUGGAUGAUGAUGACGAUGACGAUGCCUAUGAUCCUGCUGAUACCAGUCACAUCAUCAAGUUGACUUUGACAACAACUGUUGCAACAACCGCCACCACUGCCCCCAUCUCCACCCAGCCUGGUGGUAACAUCACUAAGCUGACCUCUGCGCCACCAGCAGCAGUGUCGGCAACCAUUCCCUUCCCUGUCCCCGUGUCUCCUCUACCUGUCCCGGCACCUACCACCUUGGCCCCUGUAUUGCCAACACCAGCAGCAGCAGCAGCAGCAGCAGCAGCAGCAACAGCAGCAACAGCAACAGCAGUAGCAGCUGUUCCCGUGCCAGUCUGUGUGUCCAGUUCCACUGCAUCCCAAGUGUAUUCCGUCCCCACAGCUCAGCCCGCAUCAUCACAAGGACCAGAUAAGCCUAUGUCACAGACUGACACUCUCAAAGGAAUUAAUGUUGACUCCAUGAUCUCUCAAGUUGCCAAAAGUAACAAUCCUGCUGAGAUCACUGCAUUUAUGGUAGCUGCCUUGGCUGCAGCAACAGAUGCUACUAACAAACAGAAGUUGCUUGUGGAGCUGACCCAGAAAGUUGAGGAGCAGAGGAAAGCACUUCAAGGCCAGCAGGCUUCUAACUUGUCUGUACAGGGCCUCGCUCAGGCAGUAGCUUGCACAGCAGCAGCAGCAACUAUUGCAGCAGCAGCAGCAACAGUAACGACUACAGCACCAUCAUUAUUGCCUCCACCAACAGUGGUACCUCCAGUGUCUGUCUCUGAAUCCAAGUCAGCAGUUUCUGUGGCUGAAUCGGUGGCCAGCAGUUCAGGGUCUGAGGCUUUGGCUUUAGACUCCCCUAAACCACUGGAAAAGAAAUCUAAAGAGUCUGAUAAAGAGAAACAUUCCUCCUCAAGUACUAGAAAAUCAUCUAGUUCUGAUAGUAGGAAAAGUGAUAGAGACAGAAGGGAUUCUGAUAGCAGGCGAAGUGAUCGGAGAUCAUCAAGUGUUGAGAGGUCACGGGACAGGAGAAGUGGAGAUAGACACAGAAGGAGCCGGGACAGGAGUCGAGAUCGGGAUAGACACCGUCACAGAGGAAGAUCUUCAGAGAGACAUCACAGUCACCGAGAUCGAUCCCGGGAGCGACGAAGAGAUCGAUCAGACAUACGACGGAGCAGAGAUAAGAGUAGAGACAGAAGCAGGGACAGGAGCCGAGACAGAAGCCGGGACAAGAGCCGGGACAGGAGCAUAGACAAGAGCCGGGACAAGAGUCGGGACAGAAGCCGGGACAAGAGUAGAGACAGGAGCAGGGAUAGGAGCAGGGACAGGAGCAGAGAAACCUCUGAUAACAAGGUUUCCAAGGAUGGUCAGGGUAGUUCUGAGAGUAGACGAAAGGCAGAGGUCCCCUCAACCUCAGACAAGACAAGUGAUACAACACCUAAACCAUCACAGACAAACUCUAGUGAAACAUCUGACACAGGUGCUAGUAGUCAGUUGCCAGAUACAGGCAAGGACACAAGUAGUGAGGCAGCAAAGGCCAGUAGCAACACUGAGUCAAGUGCAGCUGUGACACAAGGGGAACUAACACCCAACAUCCCUGUUGCCCUUCAGGCCUUGAUCAAUGAUGUGAUGGGCAGAGUGCCUGCUGCUUCUAAGACAGAAGAGAUUCCUCCAGUUGUGUCAAAAACAAAAGAAAAGGAAUUGAGUGAGGAAAAGGAGGAAAAGAAAGCUGAGAAAGAGGAUAUGGAAACUGAUAGUAAUGCGUCAGAGAGCGUGAUUCCAGGAUUUGGUGCAGCUGAUGAAUCAGCAGAGACAAAACCAAAAAAUAUUUUCAGUGACAUUAUUGAGAAGCACAAAGAUGAUAAACCUGUGUUGUCUUCAACAGUUUCAGAUGAGGUUGGUAAAGAUGCUAGUCUUGAGCAGCUGGAGCUAUCAAGAAGUGACUUGGAUAUGAGAGUUCAACCCCUUCCUGCUGGAGGUGACACAGACAUGAGAGUACAGGGUGAUGUGGACUUAAGAAUUAAACCCAGUAUUCCUAUCCUGUCUUCUAUUGCAAAGUCCAAGUCUAGUGUGUUAGAGCGGCAAGUAGACAUUGAUGAGCGCAUCCUGCCAUCAGGUCCUCCUCCUAUGGAUAAGGAUGAGCGGAUUGCCCCUCCCAGACUCACUCCCCAGCAGCAGUGGGGGCCGGGAAACCCCCAGCCACCUGCUGUUGAUGAGCCUCCCUCACUAUUCCCUUCAGCCACAGGCUUCCAAGGGGCCCACUUCACAGGACCACCUCAACCAUUCCCAGGUCCACAACAAGGUUUCCAAGCUCCAUCCGAGUUCUUAGGACCGCCUAAACUAGACUUUGAGGGCCCCCCUGGGCCUGGUCUCCAUGCUGGUGAGGAUGUUGAUCAUCGUAUGAUGGCAUGGCCAGGACAAGGACCUCCACCAGCUCCAGGACCCUUGUUCAGGCCUGGUUCAGGAGGUGAUGGAAACUUUGGUGGGGAGGAUGUUGACCUGAGGCAGAAAGACAGUAGUGGUGCGGGGCUGUUGCGGCCUCCUCCUAUGCCUGCAUCAUCACUUCUGGAAAGCCAGAGUCACGCUUCCUCUUCAGGGGAACCUCCACAGGAGAAGAAGAGACCGCUGCACGGUGUUGGGGAGGAACUACAGGACAAACGACCUCGACCUCAUUCUCAAGGCUUGAUGCAUCAAGGUCGUCCUGGAAUGCCAUUCAUGCCUCCUCCACCUUUCCCCCCCCAGUCUGCCCCCCAGAUGCCUCCUCCUCCUCCUCAAGGACAUGAACAGUCACGUGACUAUGAUAGGGGGUCAUCCUCUCGUUGGAGUGAGUGUCGGGAAGACAGAGAUCGUCAUUGGCACCGAGAUGACCGAUCCAGUCGGCACCGUCGCUCGAGUGAUCACCAUAGAGAUAGGAGACAUUAUCACAGUAGUAGCCGGAGGUGAAUUGUGUCACAAUUUUGUGUUGAAUAGAGAGAAUUUGUGUUCAAACAGAUUGCAGCAUGUGGCUAGUUAUGAAGAAUGUUGUGGAAUGAGCUAUUGUGGAUUUUGAAGAUGAAGAAGCGUUCAGUUUUUAUUGUGAAUGUGACAUAUGAAAUAAAUAGAAAUCCAGCAGUGAGGGCAGUGUCAGCAGACACUUGGAUCAGCUUUGUGAGGCAUUGUCAGCAGACACUUGGAUCAGCUUUGUGAGGCAUUGUCAGCAGACACUCAGAUCAAUGAGGCAUUGUUAGCAGACACUCAGAUCAAUGAGGCAGUGUAGCAGACACUCAGAUCAGUGAAACAGUGUCUGUUAUUGUUUUGAGCAGGGUCAAGUGGACAAUAGCUAGUCAGACAACAGAUUCAUAAUCACAAGUUGCAUUUCUGAAAUCUUUCCCCAGCUGGAUUGCUCUGUACUAGAUGAUGUUGUGUACUUGUAGAUAAUCAAGGGAAAGUUCAUUAUUUGCCAUUGACCUUCCUCAUUUCAAAUAUACAUCAACAAGACAUUUAUGUACAUAACCACAUAAGUCAUAGCAACAACUUCUGUAAACAUAAUCAGCCCUCAUGUUGUGGCAAAAUACAAAGUGUUGUAUUUUUUCCCCAAACCUUGUUUAGGAACGAUGCAAUAAGAUGCUAUUUUCCUGCACCUUAUCAGUGGUGGAGCAUUUCAAGAUAGACGGAACAGAAAUAUCUCUGUGGAAAACAUAUGUUUGUCAGCUACAAAACAGUUAACAUAAAUACAAAAACUUGGCUUUUGGCCCACUGAAAUAGUGUCAGAAAGCUCUGAUCACCUAUCGAAGGAAGGGCAUCAUUUUCAGUGCUUUGUAACAAGCCUUUGUGUAAUUAUGUAAUCAUGAUAAUGACUUAUUGUUUCCUAGCUGUGUAUACUGAGUGGUUAUCUCUGUACAUAUUACGUCUCAUCCAUUUCACAGAAUCGCAAUAGGUCACACAGUGUGAUUAUUUGCUAACUGUAAAACCUUGGGAAUAAUCUUCAUUGGACCUCUCCAUGAAUGCACACAUGUUCUUUGGGCAUAGUGAACAGUCUUCGUAUUUAAGAGCAGUUAUUUUUGAUGAAUGAUGUUAUGCAAACUUGUACAUGUUUUUUUAAAACUAUCAUUUUGGUACUAACUUUGGGGGGAUGAACAAUGGGAUGAUGUUGGUGAGGAUCAUUGCAUAAACAGACAGGUGAUUUUAGCAUAGGUGCCAUGUGCGAAAAUCAAAUUUAAUCAAAUAGAUUUAGAUUGUCUGUAUUUGCGGUUUAAAUCAAAGGGUAAGUGAAUACUGUUUGUAAUCAUUGCUUCAUUAUAAACACAUCUAGUUGUAAAGGACGUCCAACACAUGGAAGGUAUUAUUUUGACUGUCAAGAAUUGAUUCAUCACCUGUGGAUUUUUUAUGAUUUUAAUGGGAUAAACUGAUUUUUAUUUAGUGAUCAACAAAUGAAAAAUUGUGGAAAUCAAAAUCUUAUUUUUAAGUUUAGCCCGUCUCACCCAAAGGGUGUGGAGGAGCUCAUUUCAUGGCAUGUUGUUCUCAGUAACGUUGAUAUUGAAAUGUGAUUGUUCAAGAACACGUAGAAAAAAUAUUAGUGAAAAUGUAUAAGUGUAAUAUGUAAUUGUGCCUGUGUGCUUUGGUGUUUUCAUGAAGCCACAGUAGCAGAUGUUGCAACUGUUUAAAAUCAUGGGGAUCACAGAACUGUCUGUGCAGCUGUUUGCAAUCAUGAUGAUCGCAUAAUUGUUUGUGCAGCGGUUGACAAUGAUAAUGAUCACAGAAUUGUCUGUGCAGCUGUUUACAAUCAUGAGGAUCACAUAAUUGUUUGUGCAGCUGUUUACAAUCAUGAGGAUCACAUAAUUGUUUGUGCAGCUGUUUACAAUCAUGAGGAUCACAGAAUUGUUUGUGCAGCUGUUUACAAUCAUGAUGACAGAACAGUCUGUGCAGCUGUUUACAGUCAUGAUCACAGCACUGUUUGUGCAGCUGUUUACAAUCAUGAUGACAGAACUGUUUGUGCAGCUGUUUACAAUCAUGAGGAUCCCAUAAUUGUCUGUGCAGCGGUUGACAAUGAUAAUGAUCACAGAACUGUCUGUGCAGCUGUUUGCAAUCAUGAUGAUCACAGAAUUGUCUGUGCAGCUGUUUACAAUCAUGAUGACAGAACAGUCUGUGCAGCUGUUUAGUCAUGAUGACAGAACUGUUUGUGCAGCUGUUUACAAUCAUGAUCACAGAACUGUUUGUGCAGCUGUUUACAAUCAUGAGGAUCGCAUAAUUGUUUGUGCAGCUGUUUGCAAUCAUGAGGAUCACAGAAUUGUCUGUGCAGCUGUUUACAGUCAUGAUCACAGAACUGUUUGUGCAGCUGUUAAUAAUCAUGAGGAUCACAGAAUUGACUGUGCAGCUGUUUACAAUCAUGAUGACAGAACAGUCUUUGCAGCUGUUUACAAUCAUGAUGACAGAACAGUCUGUGCAGCUGUUUACAGUCAUGAUCACAGAACUGUUUGUGCAGCUGUUUACAAUCAUGAGGAUCACAGAAUUGUCUGUGCAGCUGUUUACAAUCAUGACAGAACUGUUUGUGCAGCUGUUUACAGUCAUGAUGACAGAACUGUCUGUGCAGCUGUUUACAAUCAUGAGGAUCACAGAAUUGUCUGCGGCUGUUUACAAUCAUGAUGACAGAACAGUCUGUGCAGCUGUUUACAAUCAUGAUGACAGAACUGUUUGUGCAGCUGUUUACAGUCAUGAUGACAGAACUGUCUGUGCAGCUGUUUACAAUCAUGAUCACAUCACAACUUUCAACAAUAACAGAUUAAGCAGAGGAAAAAAUGCACAUUAACUUUACAGUUCAUCAUAGAGUCAGGUGAGCAACAGAGUACUUCCUUCCGUGUUUGUCUCAAUAUGAUUUAAUUUAGAGUUGUUUUGUUAAAGAUUGUUGCCAAAGAGUCGCAAGUUUUGUAAUAUAUGACUGCAUUUCUUCACAGAAGUACAGGUUAUUUUAAUCUUUGUUGACCGUUAUGUGUUUUAUGUUCUGUUCACAAGACUGUACAAAGAGAAACAGUGUUGCAUACUUAAUUCCUGGUUUUACAAAGAUGCUCUCAUCUCAUGUUUGCUGUAAUAAAUUCAUUUACCAUAAA
Haliotis rufescens (red abalone) is the source of this 11699-nucleotide messenger RNA. RefSeq lists its product as uncharacterized. The transcript has 24 exons. The record is from RefSeq and is a predicted model, not a curated record. Gene Ontology annotation, molecular function: protein binding. Lineage: Eukaryota; Metazoa; Mollusca; Gastropoda; Lepetellida; Haliotidae. Bases 181 to 8559 code for a protein of 2792 amino acids. Gene Ontology annotation, cellular component: nucleus. Gene Ontology annotation, biological process: DNA-templated transcription.